Helobdella robusta is the source of this 504-nucleotide messenger RNA. RefSeq lists its product as hypothetical. The record is from RefSeq and is a predicted model, not a curated record. The transcript is spliced from 4 exons. Gene Ontology annotation, molecular function: protein tyrosine/serine/threonine phosphatase activity. Lineage: Eukaryota; Metazoa; Annelida; Clitellata; Rhynchobdellida; Glossiphoniidae. Gene Ontology annotation, cellular component: cytosol. Gene Ontology annotation, biological process: protein dephosphorylation. Bases 1 to 504 code for a protein of 167 amino acids.
AUGGGGAAUGGAAUGAAUAAAAUCUUGCCUGGUUUAUACCUUGGAAAUUAUAGAGAUUCAAAGGACCCAGCACAGUUGUCCAAAUACAACAUCACUCACAUUGUUUCUGUCCAUGAAUCUUCUAAGCCUAUUCUGCCUGACAAGAAGUAUCUCUGCCUAGUGGCAUCUGAUGUCUCAACUCAGAACCUUUCACAGUUCUUUAGCGAAACAAAUGAUUUCAUUCAUGAAGCAAGGAGCAAUGGAGGCAAUGUUCUCGUUCAUUGCUUGGCAGGUGUAAGCAGAAGCACAACAAUUGUCAUAGCAUAUUUGAUGACGGUUUCAAAACUUGCCUGGAAGGAGUGCUUGGGAGCUGUGCAACAGAAUCGUCCAUGUGCCAAUCCUAACUUUGGAUUCCAGAGACAACUGCUUGAAUUUCAAUAUGAUAAUGUUCUUGAGGUUUGUUGCUUUCUCUUUGAUGGAUGGACAAAUAUUAUGUUCAGCAUUCAAGAUUUAAUGUUUCUAUAA